CCGUGACUUGCUCAUUCUGCUCAAUGCCUGGCCUUGGGGUGUCGAGGGGAUGACUUUGGCAAAUCGCCCGCGAGAGAUGUCCUCCCAUGGAACCGACCGCUCUGAGACCGCACUUGGCUGCGAUCCGGCGAGGGGGACGGUCGCGCUCUGGGCUUGUUCUGUUCCGUCGCAGUGUCAGUCAGAGAAGCAUGCCUUCCCAGUUCGGCUACUGGACCAUCCGAGGCUGGGGUCAGGCCCCGCGCCUUCUGCUGGAGCUGGUCGGAGAGGACUACGUCGACGACAGGGUCGAUCUGGUGAACGGCGAGGAGAAGUACUUUGAGGAAAAGAAGAAGAACCCGCACGAGCUGCCGUUCCCGAACCUGCCGUACUACAACGAUGGCGACAUCCGACUGACCCAGAGCAUGGCUAUCCUCCGCUACCUGGCGCGCAAGUACAACAUGGGGGCCACUACAGAAGAAGAAACACGCCAGCUGGACAUGCUGGAGGGAGUGGUUCAGGACACGCGGCUCUACUUUUUCGACAUCUGCCACGGCACGGCGGAGAACUACAAGCUGAACCUGGCGGCGGUGGCCGAGCGCUCCGCCAUGUUCUACAAGCUGCUGGACGACUACCUGGGGCCGCGCCGCUGGUUCCUCGGCGAGCGCAUCACCUAUGUGGACGUCAUGGCCUACGACUCGAUGAGCAACUGGCUGGCGAUGAAGCCGGAGCUCCUGAACGGAUGCGAGAACCUCAAGCGACUGAUGAAGCGUUUCGAGGCGCUGCCCAACAUCAAGAAGUACAUGGAAAGCGGCCGCUUCAUCGCGUGGCCCAUUAAUGGCAAAGAUGCGCACUUCAGCUUCAAGUAAUGAUGGUGCUUCAGAGCAGUCGAUAGGCACUAGUAAAUGCUCACGAGUCCACGACGCUCACGAUUCUCGACAACACACCGACAAAUUAAUGUCGGCGUGGCUAUCAGAAACAGAUACUGUUAGCGCUGAUGUGAAUGUGCCUGUUUAUGUUUUUCUCCCGUAUUCAACUUUGUAUGGCUGAGGUAGGUGAAACAUGUCAUGCUUAUGCAGUUCCAAAGCAGAUGUUUUAAAGCAUAGUGUCUCGUAUGUAUAUUCCAUAUCGUAAGUUUAUCAGUCGUUCGUCAGCAAUUGUAGCUCCGGAUCAUUGAUUUUGUUGUUGUGCUGGGCAAAUAGGUAUGUCCCCCAUCGAAACAAUCACGAAAAAUAAAAGAGCCGGAGUGACGA
Molecule: messenger RNA, 1229 nt
Organism: Amphibalanus amphitrite
Lineage: Eukaryota; Metazoa; Arthropoda; Thecostraca; Balanomorpha; Balanidae
Product: glutathione S-transferase Mu 1-like
Exons: 3
Coding region: 87-845 (252 amino acids)
Biological process (GO): glutathione metabolic process
Molecular function (GO): glutathione transferase activity
Source: RefSeq, a predicted model, not a curated record